Messenger RNA from Aureobasidium melanogenum CBS 110374, 999 nucleotides. RefSeq names its product transaldolase. The coding region runs from base 1 to 999 and encodes 332 amino acids. Gene Ontology annotation, cellular component: intracellular anatomical structure. Gene Ontology annotation, molecular function: transaldolase activity. NCBI's taxonomy places the organism in Eukaryota, Fungi, Ascomycota, Dothideomycetes, Dothideales, Saccotheciaceae. The transcript is spliced from 4 exons. The record is from RefSeq and is a predicted model, not a curated record. Gene Ontology annotation, biological process: carbohydrate metabolic process; pentose-phosphate shunt, non-oxidative branch.
AUGGAGAACCAAAAGACAUUGCUUUCUGAGCUUCGCUUGCGUAGUGCUAUCGAUUGUGACACUUUGGAUGUGGAAGUCGCCCAAGCAUUGGGACCUUUUGUCGAUUGCACAUCGAACCAGGCCAUCGUCAACAUCGAACUCCAAAAACCAAAAAACGAACCUCUCGUCAUUGCAUCUAUCCAACAAGCCAAACAACUCUACCCCGACUAUGCCUCCGAAGCCACCUUUGAACAAUUCGCCUCUGAAGUCCUGGCCGUAAACCUCUCUGCAAGAAUGAUUCCUUACCUGACUGGUCGAGCGUUGAUUCAAACAAACCCUUACCAUGCUUACUCUUCUGCUGCCACCAUCGCUAAUGCACGCCGCAUUAUUGCCAUUUACAAGAUUGUGGCGCCGCAGUUGGAGAGUGAGAGGGUUUGUAUCAAGAUUCCGAGCACGUGGGAGGGCAUUCAGGCGUGUAAGGUGCUUGAAGAGCAGGGCAUUGUGACACUAGCGACGACGUUGUUUUCGAUGGAGCAGGCUGUUGUUGCACAUCUUGCGGGGUGUUCGUAUAUUGCGCCUUAUGUGAAUGAGUUGCCUGUGCAUUUUAUUCCCGGACAUGUGGAUACCGACAAAGGCUUUGCGCUUACCCGCUCUUGUCAACUGUUGUACUCGCGCCUCAACAGCAAAACCCUCGUUAUGCCCGCCUCAUUGACUUCCGUCGAGGAAUGUCUAAAAGUUAGUGGUGCACACCACAUUACUAUUUCACCUCCCUUGCUCGCUGCUCUAGCCUCUACUCCUGCCCCUUCUUCCUCUACUCCUCUAUUCUUCGACGAAGUAGUCGAGAAUGAAGACAAGCAUGAUAAAGAGUUAUUGGAAGCUGUGAGCAAGGAAGAGAGUUACAGGAUCAGAUACACAAGGUUGAAGAAGGGAGCUGCGGAAAAGAAAUUAGUGGAUGCCAUCAACAUCUUUGCGGAUUGUCAGGAUGCUACUGAGGAGUUGGUUAGAAAGUACGUCAAGUGA